UUGGUGUGUGUGUGUGUGUGUGUGUGUGUGUGUGUGUGUGUGUGUGUGUGCCUGUUUGCGUGUGCCUCUAUGCAUGUGGGGGUGUGUGUUUGUGUGUGUGUUUGUGUCUGUCUGUCUGUCUGUCUGUCUGUCUGUCUGUCUGUCUGUCUGUCUGUCUGUCUGUCUGUCUGUCUGUCUGUCUGUGUGCCUAUGCCUAUGUUUGUGUGUGUGUGUGUGUGUGUGUGUGUGUGUGUGUGUGUGUGUGUGUGUGUGUGUGUGUGUGUGUGUGUUUGUCUGUGUGCAUGCCUGUGUGUGUGUGUGUGUGUGUGUGUGUGUGUGUGUGUGUGUGUGUGUGUGUGUGUGUGUGUGUGUGUGUGUGUGGGUGUGUGUGUGUGUGUGUUUGUAUCAGGGAGGUAGAGCUCAGCGUAAACAGAGAGAGGCAGAGGACAGCUUGAAACCAUACCUUGGCAGAGUGGACCCAGAGAAGUUGUGUGAGCUUCUGAAGUGCCACAGCCCAACAGGGUCCUGGUGUCAGGUGGUUCGCAAUAACGGCGUCCUCAUCCCAAAGUGUGUGUGUCCCCGCUCCUGCCCACGAGAGAGGGCGCCAGUGUGCAGCGUUACAGGGAGAACUUAUGGGAACGAGUGUCUCUUGCACAAAGAAGCUUGUCGAAAGAGACGUCGCAAUGAAUUGGCCCACAGAGGACCCUGUCUUAUUCCCAAGGGAGAGUGCACGGAGGAGGAGUUUGGCCAGUUCCCGUACCGCGUGCUGGACUGGUUUCUGCUGCUCAGUCGCAUGGGAGGGUCCUACGCAUCUGCCGCCGUGCCGCCCCAGACCUGCAUUAGCCACGGGCAGAGAUUACAGCUCGCACAGAGGAGGUUCCACCUGUUGGACAGAAACAAAGAUGGUCGUCUGAGCCGCAGGGACCUGAAGAAGCUACGCUACAAGAAGAUGCCUCUGGAACACUGCGCCCCACAGUUCUUCCAGUCAUGUGACAGUAACCACAACAGGAAGGUCACCCUGCCAGAGUGGACAUCUUGUCUGGUGAACCGCUCCGAGGCCUGGUUCCACCGCUUCAUGUCAAUCAAAAUGGGCUCACGACAGCUAUGUCCCAUGAACACUGAAAACAACCUUUAACAACGGUCUCAAGAGCUACCUCCAACUUUUCUACUCUAAGAACAGCUCUGUGGAUAAUCAGAACAAUCAGCACAGCGGCAUCCAUCAUUAGCAAAAACAACAGUCGUAUUGCAACAGCAUCACUCUAACGAGCAGUAAUCACCCGCUGCUUCCUAUCGGCUUCACAUGGUACUACACCCAGUGCAAAUUUACAGAUUCAUGAUGUCAUCUGUUGGAAACUGCUGCCGUUGUGAAUGUAUUUGCUUUGUAAGGAAGAGUCCCAUAAAUAAUAAAUGUAUAAGGUCAAAUAUGAACAAUAUCACUUAUUUGUACAAAGCAUCAUUAA
Molecule: messenger RNA, 1439 nt
Organism: Gadus macrocephalus (Pacific cod)
Lineage: Eukaryota; Metazoa; Chordata; Actinopteri; Gadiformes; Gadidae
Gene: sparcl2
Product: SPARC-like 2
Exons: 7
Coding region: 74-1114 (346 amino acids)
Biological process (GO): anatomical structure development
Molecular function (GO): calcium ion binding; protein binding; collagen binding
Source: RefSeq, a predicted model, not a curated record